Paramecium pentaurelia is the source of this 1454-nucleotide messenger RNA. Lineage: Eukaryota; Ciliophora; Oligohymenophorea; Peniculida; Parameciidae. The record is from the annotation of a GenBank genome assembly.
AUGGGAAAUUGUAAUAACAGCAAAGAUGUAAAUUUUGAUGAUGUUUCAUGUAACCAUAAACAAAUUAUAUAUAGUGCCUUCCAAAAAUGAUUUUCAUAUGCUUUUUGUUAUUGGUAGAGGAGGAUUUGGAAGAGUUUGGAAGACUGAGAAUAAAAAGACUAAAUAAUUAUAUGCAAUUAAAGAGAUGAGCAAAUGCAAGUAUUUAAUAUCUUAUCAUUUAGAAUUGUAAAUAAAAAGAGUGUAAGUUCUGUCAUGAAUGAAAAAUAUCUGCUGAGUAAUUUAAGACAUCCGUAAUAAAUAUGAUCUAAAUAGAUUUUUAGUUAAUAUGCAUGCAUCAUUUUAGGAUAGAGAAAAUUUGUAUUUGGUAAUGGAUUUGAUGUAAGGAGGGGAUCUAAGAUAUCACUUAUGUAAACAAAAAAGAUUUACUGAAAAACAAACAAGUAAAUAUUUUGAGUCUAUUUUAAGAGUUCUUUAUAGUUUGUCUAUUAAUGGCUUUGGAUUAUUUACAUACUAAUACAAUCUUACAUAGAGAUGUCAAACCAGAGAAUUUAGUCUUCGAUAGAAAUGGUUAUUAUUCAAAAUCUAAAUUAGGUUAUUUAAGAUUAACUGAUUUAGGCAUAGCCAGAAUCUGGAAACCUGAUAAUGAAAAUGAUACUAGUGGAACUCCAGGCUAUAUGGCACCAGAAGUAAUGUGUAGAUAAGCCCAUGGAGUGGCCUCAGAUUACUUUGCAGUAGGAGUCAUUGCUUAUGAAUGCAUGUUUGGAAAAGUAUAAAUUUUAGUUCUAUGUAGAGACCUUACGUAGGCAAGACCAGAAGGGAAAUUAGAGAUUAAAUUCUAGCUAAAUAAGUCUUAGUUAAAUUAAAUUAAAUUCCAGAUGGAUGGUCAGAGGAAUCAGCUGAUUUUAUUAACAGAUCAUUACAAAGAAAGCCAAGUAAUCGAUUAGGAGCUAAUGGUCCAGAAGAGGUUUAAAAUCAUCCUUGGUUCAAAGAUAUUGAUUGGACUUCUUUCUUUAAUUAAACAGUUGUUUCUCCCUAUUAAAUUAAUGUAAUAUUGGUUAACAUAUUUAUAGUAUAAUCAUGAUAAUUUUGAUGCUAAAUUUGCUAAUAUGAGAGAAGAAGAAGACAAUCAAACUAUUCAAUAAAAUGGUUUAAUGUUAAGAAGACAAUCUGUUUAAGAUCUUUUCAAUGGAUAUACAUUUGAUCAAACUAUUACUUAAGUUCCUUUUUAAAAUACUUCUGUUACUAAACCAACUAUACCUCAUUUAAAUACAUAAUAAUUAACAUCGGCUAGAAGGACAAACCUUGAAGAUACAAAUCCAUAAUUAUCGUAGAUGUCAUCAAAAAAAUAUCAUUUGGUCUCCUCUACUCCGAGAUUGUAAACGAAAUCAAUGUCUUCUAGUUAAAAACCAUAAACAGAUAGAAGUCAUUUUUCAAAUAAAUUCUAAUUCAAUUGA